AUGGACGACCGUUUCGACUCCCACGUGGCGGUCGGUCGGAGCGUGCCACAUUCUAGGAAUUACCACGGUGGUUUAGUAGGCGGCGCUUCUGGCGCGGCGAGCGCCGGACCGCCGGCGAUGAUUGCGACGAGCAGAUUGUCGUGCUCCGUCGCUGGCUGUUGUGUUGCAAGUGUGGACUCGCCGUACGGCGGAGGAGCCGCGAACUCCGCCGCUUUCGGCGCUUAUUACAGCGCCGCUUACGGGUACUCGUUUGGCAGCUCUCCCAUUCUCUCGGCGACACACGGCCAUGCCCAGGAGCCGGCCGAUCAGCAUCAGCAACACCUCAAUCAGUUCGACCGUGACGUGCGGCAGCAGCAGAGCGGUUACAUUGGCGCCCGAGGCGCGCCUUCUGCGCUACGCAGCUCAAUUCCCCUCCACGACGGGUCCCGCGUCGCCAACGGGUCGAUGAGUCAAGUUCCUGACAUCAGGCAAACCGGAUCGUACGGCGCGCCGCAAUCCAUGGCGCAUUCCGCCGCAUUCCUCGUUAUGGGGGAGGAUCAGGCGAGCAUCGCCGCCGCCGCGAUGCGACCAGUAAUUGCCGCAUCAGGCGCACAAGGGUAUCACGCGAAUGGCGUCGAGCGCAGCGAUCUUUCGCAAGCAGCGCAUCCGUCGGAGAAGCUUUCGGCCCUGCCGAUUCACCUCCCCGCCGGCAAUUCGACCGGCAUGCCGUUCCUGCCGCAUUUCUCGGGGGUCCCCGUCGACGCGCACGCGCUGGCCCAGGCGCAGCAAGCGGGGAUGAAGCGCAAGCUGGUGAGCGGCGGGAAGGCGGCGAGCGGAGUAAGCGGAGUGAGCGGAGCCAGCGGAGCGAAGAGGCAGAAGGACGGCGCAGGGGCGGACGCGAGUCACAGCACGUGCAGCACCAUCACUGCCAGCGGCGGUGGCGGCAGCAGCAGCAGCGACGGCGAGCAUCCCGACGCGCAUUCCCCGCGAUCCGCGCAUGCCAGCGCAACGACCGCGCACGCCUCCAAUUCCGCCUCCCCCGGGGCUGCGGUCUCGUCCGGUUCUCCCCCGCCCGCGAAGCACGCCAGCAGCUGCGUGUUCCGGGGCGUGCGGCAGCGGCCGUGGGGCAAGUGGGCAGCCGAAAUUCGCGACCCGACGCGCGGCGUGCGCGUGUGGCUGGGAACGUACGACUCGGCCGAGACGGCCGCUAAGGCGUACGAUGCUGCGGCGAGGGCGAUCCGCGGUGCGGCUGCUAUAACCAACUUCCCGUUGGCGGAUUGCGCGGCCGCUCCAGCUGUCGCUCCUUCGGACACACUUACUGCUCCUAUGCUCUCUGCUGCCGUUGCGCCUUCGUCUCCGGCUACCGCUGCCGCGUGCGACACGGCGCUCGUUCCCGCCAGAACCGCUGCUGCCCGGCUCGGGAGCAUCAACCUUAUGGCACCGCCGCCGCCAGCCAUGGCCAUGCACAGCCGUCAGGGCUCAUCAGGCAGCACUGUAGCCGCCGCCCCCGCAGCAGGCGCAGCCGCCAUGGCUAUACUGAGCGACGGGCAGCUGAUGAAGCCUACUGGAGUCGUCGUCCCCUCGGGGAAAGGCUCGCGCCGUGCUGCUGCGCUCCCGCGCAUUGCCAGCUGCACGUCGUGCGUGGCGGACGCGGAACCCGAAAUGGCCGCCCCCUCCGCGCCUCCUGUUCCGCCGCAGGCGCUGGCGGAGGUUGCGACGACUGCAGCUGCUGCUUGUGCGCGCGGUGGUGAGCUCAGCGGGUGCGCCCGCACCAGGCCGUACGCGGGGAGGAAGAGUGGUAAAUCUGGGAAGAACAAUGGCUCCGGCGGUGCUGCUGCUGCUGCUGCUGCUCCUGCUGUGGUGACCGGCACUGGUUUGGGCCAGGCAGGUUCAGCUAAGAUCGCUGCAGCAUCAUCAUCUCCGUCUGCCAUCACACGACCUGACAGCCCCUCUGCACUGCCAACGGUUGCUGCUGCUGUUUCCACGGCUGUUGCCCCACCUGCUGCUCCUGCUAAAACUGCUGGUGUCGGUGGUGCCAAUCUAGCCAAUCUUGCCCUAGACGACAUGCCGGCGGAAGCAUUGAGUAUCCCUGAUGAGGCAUUGAGUAAUGAGGAGGCUGCAGCGCUGCUGGAUAUGGAGGUGGCGUGGAGUCUAGACCUCGCGGAUUGCAUGGGGGGCAAUGACGCGGGGUUGUCGCUGCUGCUGGAGGGCAGUCUGACGCACAGCGCUAGCGUGCAGGAUCUUGAUGAGAUCUCGUGCGCGCUUUUCGACGGUGAGGAUGAGGCGCUGCUCAUGCAGGGCGCGUUUGAUCUGCCUGCGUGCUUCGGAGGGGAGCUGCAGGAAGUAGAGGAGGAGGGUGGAGAGGAAGAGGCACAGCAGGAGGGGGGGAAAGAGGAAGGUGGGCUGAUGCUGACUGCCUCUGUGAGGGUGAGUGGGUGGUCCGGUGGCAGCAGCGAAGAGGCAAUCCACUGCCAAAGCGGAAGCAAACAGAGUGUGGGAGAGGGGGACAAGGAACAGGAUGACCUUCUACCACACCUGCCGGAGGGGUGCUUGGAGGGCAUGGAUGGGUUAGAGUGCAAGGGAGGGUUGGAGGAUGGGGAUGGGUUUGGGGACGAUGACCUUCUGGGUGGGGAGUUGGAGCUGAUGGAUGCCUGGGAGGUGGAGGGAGUGUCGCUGGACUUUAUGGAUGAGCUCGAUAGCGUGCUGCUCAUGGGCAGUGGCUCGCACUCUGGCAGCAAUGCUGCCUCCGCUCUCACACAGUAG
Closterium sp. Naga37s-1 is the source of this 2742-nucleotide messenger RNA. NCBI's taxonomy places the organism in Eukaryota, Viridiplantae, Streptophyta, Zygnematophyceae, Desmidiales, Closteriaceae. The record is from the annotation of a GenBank genome assembly.